GUGAGGGUUUCCCAGUUCAAGCUGCCAUCGCUGCUCUAAGAUGAUCCUGCUGCCUGGUCUGCUUGUUAUUCUCUGGGGAGAAGCGGCUCUGUGUCUGGAGCCGGAUGUAAGCUUCACUUUCAAUAGAGAUAUCCAGCACUACGCCGUGGCCACCAACACGGUUUACGUUGCUACAAAUGAUACACUGUACCAGCUGAGCCACGACCUGACCAUGGUCCAGCGUGUGACCCAGAGAGGAGUUCUGAAGGGCGGGGCCCAGGUGCCGUUUCACCGGGUUUCUGAGGCGGAUUUCUCGGACGCAACUUUGAGCAUCAACGUGUUGCUUCCAUUGGUUGAGGACGAUACUUUGAUCAGCUGCGGGGUGAUCGACAAAGAGUGUGGCCACUGCGAGAUUCUGAAGCUGAUGGACAUCUCCAGCCUCCAGCACAGUGAGAGCAUCCAGGUGGGAUCACUGGAUCACAGCAGCGCGUCCGUCGCAGUCUUGGUGAAGGUGGAGAAGAAUCCAACCAAGACCGACACGUACAUUCUGACCGCGUUAGAGCAAAGUCCGAAGCAGAAGGAGAGGGCCGAAAACUGCUCAACUAACUUAGCCACUGUCCAGCUCCAAAACACAGAGAAGAACCAGGAUGGAGGCAUAUUUUCUCUCAUUGAAAAUCAAGGCACGCCAUCGAUCAAAAGCAUUGACAAAGUGGAGUUUGUGGAGUUUGUGGAUGGAUUUCAGAUCAGUUCCACCAUGUAUCUGCUCUCCAACGUGCGCUCUGCUGAUACAAGCAACAGAAUCCGUCUGAUUUGGCUCGAGGGUAAAGGCAGCAAGACACUGACUCUCAAGUCGCUGCGAGGUGCGACUCUCAGGGUCUCUGAAGCCGGAGGUCACAGACUCGUGGCCUCCUCCGUCAUCCCGGGGGCGCAGCCGGUGCUGUGGAGCGGAGUGUUCAGUGCGGACGUGGGACGGACCAACACCGAGCUGCUUGUGUUUGACAUCAGCCCGGAUUUCACCGGAAAAGCGAAUACAGAUCCAGACUUCUACAGCGGCAGCAGAGAGUCCAGUGCCCCCGAGCCGAAGACACUGAGGCCGAAAGCCGUGCUCUUCAGGCACAGCAACAUGACCUCUGUGCUGGCAGUGAGGCACAAUACCUGGGUGGUUUUCUUCAUCGGGACUGGAGAUGGGCAGCUCAUUAAGCUUGCUGUGGAUAAGGACUAUCACACCUCCUGUCCCACGGUGCUCUACAGAGCUGAUGACGUUCGCCAAGUGUUUCCCAAGAUUCAGCUGGAUCCGAUUGAUCAGAACUAUGUGUACGUGCCAGUAAGAAACCAGAUGAAGCGUGUUCCUGUAUCAAAUUGCAGCACGUACAGAGAUGUGAAAGAGUGUUGGUCUGCACAGGAUCCGCAGUGUGUCUGGUGUGGCUCAAAAGAUAGUUGCAUGUUUGAAGACGACUGUAUAGAUUCCGACUGGUUGUCCAUUCCUGAGGAUUAUCAAGAGAAAAUGGUUUCCCACAGAGUUGCUAUGGAGCCAACUGGCCAGAUCACACUGAACGUCCAGACUCACCUGACCGCAGGCCAGACGGCACGGUCUAACUUCGCCUGUCAGUUUUCUGCGAGGUCCAGUGCGAUUCACUGCACCAGUGGCCCUGCUCCGAUGUUCCCGCAAUGCACCUGCAUCCUCCCUAAUGGCACACUUCCUGCAGAAGUCUUUGUAAAAAUUAGACUUGGGACGACGCAGUUAUCGGAACGACUGACGCUGACCGAGUGCUCUGACAUCGGGGGUCCGCCAACCUUUGUCCUGUGUCGGCAGUGUUUCGAGGCCGGAUGCGACUGGAGCAAAAACAAGUGUUCCUGGGCAAAUGGAGUCAGAAAUGACAGUGUUUGCAAAAGGAUGGUGUCAGGAAUAAAGUUUUCUAUGCCAGAGAUCUCCUCCAUCGAUCCCGGCGUUGUGUCUUUCUACGGCAGAAACCACGCGGUGUUAUACGGUCGUAACCUCAGUGACGUGACCAGAGUGAGGAUACAGGCGCACACAGAAUGCAAGCCACAAGAAUCUCCUGUUUGGGACAACACGGGCAUGAGUCUGACGUUCCACAUUCCCAGUGCGGAUAGUAAAGGCGUGGUCAAAGUCUGUGCCCUCCUCCCAGACGGUAGUUGCCAUGGCAGCAGCAACAUCACCUACCAGUCAUCCCCAUCCUGCUCCAACAUUGUACCAAACAGCACCUGGCUCAGUGGGAAGAGGAAGUUGAAAAUCAUAGGCUCUCAUCUGGACUUUGUGGAAGGUGUCACGCAGAGCCACGCCCCGCAGGAAGUCCGACUUCCUGAAAACAGGACCUAUCAGAAUCUCACCUUUGAAACAGUUGCAGCUGUAAAUGCACAGGGGGCUUUUCCCAGCACAGUUUUUCUGAAAGUAGGCAAUAAAACGUUGCCCUGCACCCCAACCAUCACCUUCUACCCAGAGCCCAAGUUUAUCAGCUUCAAAUCCAUCCUUGUCGGGGACGACUUGCGCAUCACCAUAGAGAAAAAGGCAGACAAACUGGAGAUGAUGGAAACAGAGUUGUCAGUAUGGGGCGUUGACAGAGGACAUCAUUACCCCUGCAUAUUGAAGGCCAAAGAGAGUCACAAUGAGACUGACACGUUUUCCUGUGAAAUCCAAGACUCACAGGUUGCUGAAUUUCAGCUGUUAAUGAUAAAGUAUGGGGACGAGACGGUAAAACUCCAAAAUAAACCAUCGUUUCCGUUUAUUUGGGUGCUGCUCGUUCUGCUGCCGAUAUCCUGCAUUAUCAUCAUCAUGGUGGUGAUUGUUUACCGAAGCAAACAGAAAAAGCUCACUGCUAAGAUGAACAGUGACAUGGAAAACCUGGAGCUGGACAUCAGGAACGAUAUCAGACAAGGUUUUGUGGAUCUGCAGACAGAGCAAAUUGACCUGAUGGAAAACGUUGGAGCGAUUCCUUUCCUGGACUACAACCACUUUGCCUCCAGAAUCUUUUUUCCUGAGAGAGGGACUCUGGUGAAGUUGUGCAUCAAAGACAUUGGUCAGGACACAGUGAAGGUUCAGCUUGACGAGUGUUGCCACGUCUUGUCCCAGCUGAUCCACAAUCGGCUCUUCCUCACGUCUAUGGUUCACGCCCUGGAGGAGCAGAAGAGCUUCACCAUCAAAAACAAGUGUGCGCUGGCGUCUCUGCUAACGGUAGCGCUCCACGGCGACUUGUUGUACCUGACAGAGGUGAUGGAGGUUCUGCUGAAGGAUCUGAUGCAUCAAAACAGCAACACUCAUUCCAAGCUGCUGCUACGAGGCACUGAGUCAACGGUGGAGAAACUGCUGACCAACUGGAUGUCCAUAUGCCUGUAUGGCUUCCUGCGGGAAAGUGUCGGCCAGCACUUGUUCCUGAUGGUGAGCGCUCUCACGCAGCAGAUCAAAAAAGGACCUGUGGACUGUGUGACAGAGAAGGCUCUGUACACACUCAGUGAGGACUGGCUCCUGUGGCAGGCGCAGGACUUCAGCUCCCUGAAGCUGAAGGUGCUGUUUGCUGUGGGCACUGAGGGGGAGCUCAGCGAGCCUCUGGAGGUCAACAGUCUGAGCUGCGACACAGUGGAGCAGGUCAAGGAGAAAAUCCUGUCCACCUUCAAGAGCAAGUUCGGUUUCCCAUUCAACGUUCCCCUCAGUGAUGUCCGUAUCGAGUACGAGAGGGACGGAUGUUUUGUUCCUCUCGAGGAAGUGGACGGAAGCUCUGAGGUUAUCGGGGAGGUGACGAUGCUCAACACUCUGAAGCACUACAAGGUUCCCGAUGGAGCAACGAUCAAAGUGCUUCAGAGGAAAACUCAUCCUCCUCUGAGUCCACAGGGAAGUGUGAAGGAUGAUGAGAACUUCUCUAGAAAAUACUUCCACUUGAUUGAUCCCGAUGUGGACGAGGACCAAAGGAAGGACCCAGAGAGGAAGAAGUUGAAACUGAAGGAAGUGCACCUCACCAAGCUGCUGUCCACCAAGGUGGCAGUGCAUUCGUUUGUAGAGAACCUGUUUAGGUCCAUCUGGGGGUUGACGCACGGCAGAGCUCCACACGCCAUCAAAUACUUCUUUGACUUCCUGGACGCUCAGGCGGCCGACAUGAAGAUCACGGAUCCGGACGUGUUGCACAUCUGGAAGACCAACAGCUUACCUCUGCGCUUCUGGAUCAACAUCCUGAAAAACCCGCAGUUUGUUUUCGACAUGGAGAAGACGCCACAGCUGGAGGGCUGCUUGUCCGUCAUCGCUCAGGCCUUCAUGGACUCCUUCUCCCUCACCGAGUUCCAGCUGGGGAAGCACACGCCGACCAACAAGCUCCUGUACGCCAAAGACAUUCCCAAGUUUAAACAGGAAGUGAGGGCUUACUACAAGCAGAUCAGAGAGCAGUCAGUAAUCACAGAGUCUGAGUUCAAGAGCUUCUUGCAGGAGGAGUCAAAGAAACACGACAACGAGUUCAACGAAACGGCAGCCCUCAGAGAGCUCUACCAAUUCAUCCAGAGCUACUUCACAGAGAUUAAAGACAAGUUGAACGAGAACGGCGCCCCUACUGAGCUGAUGGAGCAACUGCACCAUUUGAAAACGCAGUUUGACGGACUGAAGAGCUGCUCGUGGAGCUGAGCUGCCUGAGCCACGACAGGAAGGUGGCAGGAGCCGGUAACCGUCAUUUGUGUGUUAAGUAGUAAUUGUCAGGGUUUCUGAAUUUGUCAGUGACACGUAUCAUGUCUGUAGCUCAUUUCUGAUGAGCAUGUAUUUAACAACUGUAAAAGGUUCAUUGUGUAGGAUCUAGUGCCAUCUAGCAGUGAGGGUGGAGAUUGCUACCAACUGAAUACAUAACAUUACAUUACAUUUCAUUUAGUUGACGCUUUUAUCCAAAGCGACUUACAAUAAGUGCAUUCAACCCUGAGGGUACAAACCAAGAACAACAAGAAUCAAGAAGUUACAAUUUCUACAAAAAUAAAGCAAAACUACAAAAGGCUAUCAGUAAGUGCCAUUUAAGUGCUACUAAAUUGUUAAUUUCAAAAAUUGUUAGUUUUAAAAAAAAAAAAUGUAUUCAAGGUAUAGUCGGAAGAGGUGUGUUUUUAGUUUUCGGCAGAAGAUUUGUAAACUUUCUGAUGUCCGGAUGUCGAUGGGGAGCUCAUUCCACCAUUUAGGAGCCAGGACAGCAAACAGUCGUGAUUUUGAUGAGUGUUAAGACCGCAGUGAAGGAGCAACGAGCGGAGUGAACGUGCUGGUGUGUAAUGUUUGACCAUGUCCUGGAUGUAGACAGGACCGGAUCUGUUCACAGCAUGGUACGCAAGUACUAGUGUUUUGAAGCGGAUUCGGGCAGCCACUGGUAGCCAGUGAAGGGAGCGGAGGAGCGUGAGAGAAUUUAGGUUGGUUAAAAACCAGUGGAGCUGCUGCAUUCUGAAUGCGCUGCAGAGGUCGGAUGGCAGUAGCAGGUAGACCAGCCAGGAGGGAGUUACAGUAGUCUAGGCGUGAGAUGACCAGGGCCUGGACCAGAACCUGCACCGCCUUCUGAGUGAGAAGGGGGCGUAUUCUCCGGAUGUUGUACAGCAUGAAUCUACAGGAACGUGUUGUUGCAGUAAUGUUGGCAGAAAGGGAGAGUUGGCAGUCGAGUGUCACACCCAGGUUCCUAGCAGUCUGAGUGGGGGUCAGCACGGAGUUGUCAAAGUUAAUAGUCAGGUCAUGGGUGGGAGAGUUUGUCCCUGGAAGGAAAAGUAGUUCAGUCUUGUCAAGGUUAAUUUUCAGGUGGUGUGUGGUCAUCCACUGAGAGAUGUCAGUCAGACAGGCAGAGAUUCGUGCUGCUACCUGUGUUUCAGAUCGGGGAAAAGAGAGGAUUAGUUGAGUGUCAUCAGCAUAGCUAUGGUAGGAAAAGCCAUGCGAGUGAAUGACAGAGAAAAGAGGAGAGGACCCAGGACAGAACCUUGAGGGACCCCAGUAGUUAGAGGACAAGGUUCAGACACAGAUCCUCUCCAAGUUACCCGAUAAGUGCGGUCAUUGAGGUAGGAUGAAAGCAGGAAGAGAGCAGAGCCUGAGACACCCAGGUCCUGAAGGCAGGAAAUCAGGAUCUGGUGGUUCACUGUGUCAAAUGCAGCAGAGAGGUCUAGAAGGAUAAGGACAGAGGAGAGAGAGGCUGCUCUAGCAGUGUGAAGUUGCUCAGAGAUAGCAAGGAGGGCAGUCUCAGUUGAGUAACCUGCUUUGAAACCAGACUGGUGAGGGUCAAGAAGAUUAUUGUGGUUCAGAUAAGAGGAGAGUUGAUUAAAGAUAGCACACUCGAGAGUUUUGGAAACAAAGGGAAGAAGAGAGACAGGUCUGUAGUUAUUUACUGCAGACGGGUCGAGGGUGGGUUUCUUUAGGAGAGGAUUUACUCUUGCCUCCUUCAGAGAAUUAGGGAAACAGCCAGUAGAUAGGGAGGUGGUGAUAAGAUGGGUGAGAAAAGGAAGGUCAGGAGCGAUAGACUGGAGAAUGUGAGAGGGGAUGGGGUCAAGUCGUCGGGCGGGCAGAGGUUACCAAGGUAAGAACUUGAUUGGGAGACAGAGGGGUGAAAGAGGAGAGCGAAGGGGAUGAAGAUGAUGGAAAUUAAGAUAUAGGAGGAUCAGAGAAUGAAAAGCGUAUAUCAUCUAUCUUUUGUGUAAAGUAGUUGACAAACUCAACAAUAGCAACUUGUCACUUUAAUCAGUGAGUUUCCCCAAAACUCCUAAUUUGCCACAGACUGUUUCUGGACCAAGUCUAUUUACCUCAAAGUUAGAAAGUAAAAUAGAACUUAGUCUUUAACAGAAUUGGAGUAACAAAUCAAGCAGUUUAACUGGUUCCUUUUUAACUCUCAAUCACUUGAGUGAAACUAUAAACACUAAACAAAAUCAAUAAACAAAGAGGCUCCUAUCUCAUACAAUUCAAGGUAAGGCCAAACAGUUCAAACUAUCAAUCUAGUUAACCUAAGACGGCAGAUACUAAUAUAAUAAUAUUAAUAGUAAUCUAGCAGAGAAGCUUAUUAAAGAAUAUACUUUGCCUGAAUCCAAGUAGUCCAGUAGUAUGAUACCUCAGAAGUCAAAAUGCACACUCAAGUGUGCAUUGUGAAUAGCCUAUGCUGUGACCUAUUCAGUAACGAGGAUUCAGGUGAUUGUAUAACUAUCCAAAGAUUAUUAGGAAAAGGAUUGUCUAUUUAAGUUUAAUGGCCAUAGAUCGCCCUAAAUCCUCUACAAUGAAUCUUUAAUUGUUGCGAUACGAAGUUCAAUACACAAAGUCGAAAGUGUUAAAUCAUUGUCUUUUAUCAAUAUCAUUCAUGUAAAGCAGGGUGGACGUGACAUCCAGUCGGUAUAAACAUUGUGUAAUUCACAGCCUGGAGUCUGUUAAACUUUUGUAUCAACUCUGUGACUCGAGAGAAAAAGUAUAAAAACAUCAUCAAAUCCUGAGGUGGAUUGAAAAAGGUGCCGUGGCAUAUCACCAUCACAGCAGGGAGACGUGUAAAUGCAUCAAUAAACGUUCAAAGUAUUUGGUAAAAAA
Molecule: messenger RNA, 7486 nt
Organism: Limanda limanda (common dab)
Lineage: Eukaryota; Metazoa; Chordata; Actinopteri; Pleuronectiformes; Pleuronectidae
Gene: plxnc1
Product: plexin C1
Exons: 31
Coding region: 41-4600 (1519 amino acids)
Biological process (GO): regulation of cell migration; regulation of cell shape; negative regulation of cell adhesion
Cellular component (GO): semaphorin receptor complex
Molecular function (GO): semaphorin receptor activity; protein binding
Source: RefSeq, a predicted model, not a curated record